CCCCUCCUCCGUGUUAACGGUCCGGGGUUCUGACUGUCAGCAGUUGGGGAGAGGAGGCGGAGGAAGACGCAGGAACGUCUGUCUCCUCGUUGGUAAACGGGCUUGUAGAUAAUAAAUAUGCACUCUACCAGACUGAAGUGCGCCGAUUCGCAAAACUACCACCGAAAGACUCAAACGUAGUGUCACGAGACGAAGGAUGCGAUCUGGUCAACAGCUCACACCGUGGUCAUACCCUUUAAGGUCCAACCUGUGAAACCUGCUGCUUCAGGGAAGGGAUGGCCUCAGUCCUGACCAAAGACCCGACCAAAAGGGACUCAGAAGGCCGAGCCAAGUGCACUGUUGAGUCAGAGCCAGGCAUCAGAUCCACGGAUGCUGCUGACCCUCAGAAUUCUCUGGACUCCCGCGUCCCCUCAGGACCCUCAGACCCCCCUGUAAUCACUGGAUCUCCAACAUGUGUGCAAACAUCUCCCACUUCCUGUGAGGAGGUGCCUAUUUCCAGUCCAGACUCCCUCUACCGCUUCCUGUUUGUGGAUAAAUGCCAGAGAGAGUCUCAUCGAGUGGCUGCUGUCAUCCCAGGUGUAACGAGCAUGUUUUUAAUCUCCUCUGAGCUCAACAGCCAAAAGGCUUGUCUGCUGCAUCUACAGAAUGUGGUUCCUGAAUGUGGGCCAGAUGGUGGUGAUGUGCAUCGCUCCUCUAAUAACGCUUUCCCCUCCUAUUCCUGUGGAAAGAUCACAUCUUGGGGUCACCCUCCCUUGUAUGCAGCCCCGCCUCCUCCGUCUCCUCCCUUUUUCAUUCCAGCCAGAGAGCAGCCUGGCUCUGACAUGUUCAAGCUUGAUCAGCUGGACUCUAAACUUGUUAAAGAAGAGGCUGUGAAGGUUCGGCUACACGACAGAGCUUACCAGCACUACACCCAAUCGCAGGAAGGGCUAAAGAAGCUUUGUCCACUUUCAGAUAUAUCCCUUGGCAAUUUGAAUUUUCCACAUCCUAGUUUUGCACCUCUACAAGGCCGCACUGAUGCACAUUUUUCUUGGCAAAAGUCACCUGCAGCUUUGCGUCGCUCCAAAGAGGUCACAGCGUUCUAUGAUUCCAGCCAGGUGUUGCUACAGGAGGCCCUCGACUCGGAGGCUACGGGGAGCAGCAGCAGCUCAGAUGACGAGCCAGAGCACGGCGAGAUUUCAUCUGUUUUGUGUAGCAGAAACUUUGAGAGGAAGUGGCUGGAAGAACGAGCCGAGCUGGGCAGCAGAUGCAGCUGGCUGCAGAUUCGUUCGUCUGAACUUGAUGGGAGAAUACAGCAAAUGACAGAGCUUCACAAGAAUAUAUGCGCUACCAAGGGUAGAGUGGUGCUUGCAGACUCCCAACCACUGACUGACAGGCACAUUCAGCAGAUCCCCAAGGGAGAAAUGACUGAUUCUGAACCCUCCAGCCCUACACGCCUUCUGCAUAACAUAAAGAGUCAGAGUGACCAGCUGAACCUGUUUGUUAGCAGUCUGAAGCAUCCUCUCAGCUUUUCAACUUUUUAUAAUCAAGACCAGACGUUACAAGAGAGAGGUACCAUUAUCAGCGGUCCGAGAGGAGGUGAUGUUUAUCAGUUUGGGAGCUCUGAGAGGAAGAAACCCAGACCCAGAAGGCUCUUCAAAGCUGAUCGAUCCUUCAUGUGUGCUCGCACUCGACCCCUGGUCGCCUACCACAAGCACAAACUGUUCCAUUUCAAAUCGAUCACCCCCACAAGUCCACAGGAAACCAGAAAUUCUGCAGCAUCACUGUCCUCUCCUCUCUCACCACCUUCCUGUUUGUUUUGUUCCUGCCAUCCAGUAAACCUUUCUGAUUGUGGCUGUAGAUCCAACUUCAGAACACACCGUUCAGAGCCUGUUUCUGAUACGAGAAACAUCUCAUCACAGCACAACAGCCACAAAUACAAGAGAAGUGCGCAGGAUUAUCAAAGAAAAGUUCUGGGUCUGUCACCAAUCCAGGUGUUAGGGUCUGCUUGUAACCGUAGCAACAGAUCCAGACAGAGGAGGAGGAGGAAGAGGAGGAGGGGGAGGGGGUGGUGCAGCAGGCUGACUAAAGGUGAACAAGAUGAGCUGAACCAGGUCUUAGAUCUUGAUGAAAGCUCAGAUAAUCUACUGGAGGACAGCUACGUUCGUGUCUCAUACAGCCGGGUUUCACAGCAAAGAGAUGGUGCGUACAACAUAAGCGACAUUCUCCUUCCUGUGUCGCUUUUUAAAGUGGAGAAGCUGCAGUACAACAACAUCCAGACGCCCAGUUGGCGGGUAGUUAGCCCCCGGUGUCUGACCGAGGCAGAUAAGGAGGAGAACAAAGAGACUGAGGAGCUCGGUGAUCACGUAUUUGCUCAGAGACAUUUGCCUUUAGAGCAGAAAGAGAAACUGCGCUGGUCAUUCUGGAAAAGGAGAAAGUGCUUCAGGAGUCCCACAAGAUCUGACAGCAGGCAAUCAGGCAGCGGGGGUGGGAUAUGCACAUCAGGAGAGGAGAGCUCUGUGGAGUGGAGUAGUGCUCAGUUGGACUCUGAUGAGCAGCCAUGGGAGGAGAGGCUGCCUCGAGCAUCUUGGGAACUCCGAGUCUUUCCCCUGGAUGAGGCAGAGGAAGCUGCUUUGCUUUCCGAUGAAAUGGAGUCUCCUUUGGGUUGGUUUAGUCCUGCUUCUAUUCCAACUCAGGGGUCUGCUCAGAUUGUUACACUGCCCCCACACGGACAGCGUCAGAACUGCACAUCCAAUGGUAGCAGGGCUGCUUUUUACAGAUCUCCUCACACAAGGAACCAUGAACCAAAACCAUCCCCUGGGUACCCUAACAGGGCUGUGUUUAGUGAGGAUAUUGAUUUGAAAUGGUGA
Molecule: messenger RNA, 2846 nt
Organism: Nothobranchius furzeri (turquoise killifish)
Lineage: Eukaryota; Metazoa; Chordata; Actinopteri; Cyprinodontiformes; Nothobranchiidae
Gene: kansl1l
Product: KAT8 regulatory NSL complex subunit 1-like
Cellular component (GO): NSL complex
Molecular function (GO): histone acetyltransferase binding
Source: RefSeq, a predicted model, not a curated record